AUGUUCAAUGAUUAUGAGGAGGGAACUUCACGAUUUCCGGAACAAUUGGGAGAAGAAUCUGAUAAAAUUCAGUUGAGAGAAAUACCGCCCACCCCGAUUAAAACAACCUUUGAUGUUGAAAGGGAACCAAGGACGAGAGCGAAUUCAGCAGUAUCAGAUAUCUCAUUUGUCUCAGCAGUUUCAGUAACAGAGUCUGAAUAUCUUAAGACGAUCGCUUCACCACCACGAAGUGUUUCUAAGACUCGGGGGCGAAGUCAUUCGAAUGAAUCGAGAUAUUCAAUUUUUCCCUCCGAGGUACCAAGACGAAAAUCAACUGCGUCGACGAAGACAACGAGAACAUCGAAGGCGAGAGCAACUUCUGUGGCCGCUUCAGAAUGGUCGACCACGCUCGAUGUACCAGUGCGCUCAGAGACCAGAGCCUCAAAAGCACCCAGAGCUUCGGGAACUUCGAGAUCGAGGUCUAGUUCAAGAUCGCCUUCCAGGUCGCCUUCGAGGUCGAGAGGAUAUUCAAAUACAGAUUCUGAUAGGACGAUUAGUGUUGAAGUACCAGCGAGAGCCGGCUCCAUUUCUUUGAGACCAAGGGGAAUUUCUAAUUCUGAUUCAAUGGUCUCUGCGCGAACAUCGAUUUGUCAAGAUUGGGGAGAUCACAGAAAUCUUCUCACAACUCAGCAUCCACCGCGUACCGUUCCCCGAAAUGAUUUGAUGGCGCAAUUUGAGGAUUUCGUGGAUGAAAUCGAUGAGGUUCCCACGAAAAGGUCAACAUUAAAGCGAAUUAUAGCCCCCUCGAAGAAGAAAGCCAGGUGGAUGCCGUUUAACAACUUCAUUCGGAAUCAUAUGGACAACAAAUCCAACACAUUCGACGAAAAGGCCAAGAAUUCUGAUGGAGCUGAAGUGCGACGAUGGAAAAGCCGAUGUUCUAUUGCCGCAGCAUUCGCGGGCUCUGUGCUUGUCAUAUAUAUAGUAUUUACGAUAUGGGCAUCCCAAAGAUCAGGAGACAGCACAUAUAUCGGAACAAUAUAUGAGGGAGACUGCUCCACGGUCAACGCGACAAAUCUUGGCCUACACAUACUAAUUAAUGUAAUAACUAUGGCCAUUUCCAUAGCCAGCGCUUGCGCUCUGUACUUUUUAAGCUCUCCGACAAGAAAAGAGAUAGAUGAAGCUCACGCAAGAGGAAGAAGUUUUGAUAUUGGGGUGUUAAGUUUACGAAAUCUAAGAAGUCUCAAGAAGAAAGUCAUGUUUGGGCUCCUCAUACUAUCUUCUCUGCCCAUUCACUUUCUUGGAAACUCAAUGGUGUUUUCAUCUCAUUCAGAAGUCGACUAUGACGUUAUUAUAGCUAGUUCGCAAUUCCUGGACCAAACAUCGGUAGAUUGCUCGCAGGAUGUUGCAGCAACAUGUGGGGAAACCGAUCAUCACCCCAGAUUAUGUGAAACUCAUCUCCUCAACGCCACUGAUUUACAAGAUACCUCGAAUCUGUGCAAUACUUCCACAAGCCUACAUCAAAAUGCCAAUCAAAAAAAGUUUCAGCGCCUCAAUACCACGGAAUGUCUAACAGCUUACUCAACUCUCUCAAAUCCAUCUUUGAACUACGGAAAUGUAUUGGUAAUCACCCAAAACCAGCCACUAUUCACCAACAACACUAUUCUUCUCGCAUUCCAUCAUAUGACAUAUUCAUCCGUUCUCAGCGGUCACGGAUGGACAUGUGGACCCGAUGAUCCUCUACCUGGACAAGGGACCUGCGAUAUACCUAAUCUCAUCCUCAAUGCCGAUAUCUGGACACUUGGACCUUCGAUGCUCCCUACCACGUCCAACUCAACAUCGCUCGCUUCUUACGAAAGAUGGAGAAUUGAUCAUUGUCUUGUGGAGACUCUUCCCUUCCAGCCAAUGUGCCAAUUGCAGUAUAGUCGUCUAGUCAUGAUCUGUAUAAUUAUCGCAUCUGCGGUAAAAUUCAUCUGCAUACUUUUCAUAGCUAUUACCAUGACCAAGCCAGUUCUAUCAACAGUUAAAGACGCCGUUACCUCAUUCCAAGGAAGGCCCGAUGCGGUAACAUCAAAUCGAAAUUUUGUUCAUCGAAAUUCGGCGUGGAAGUCCAAAGAUGGACUAUUGAUCUUAGAACUAGAAGCCGAGGGAAGGCCUAGGAACUUACGGUGGUAUCAUGGAGCGAACUUACCAUUGUGGCUCUCUACUUUGUUCUUAUGCACCGUACUCCUAGCCAUCCCUCUCAUUCUCCUCACCACCGCCACCGUACCGAUCCCGAGCCCCUAUUCCAUUAGACUUGGAAAUUACUCACCACUCGCCAUCAUAAAAAUCUUCUCCUGGUCGAGCAAAGCUUUCGUUCCUCUCCCUGUGAUAACAAACACCCAACUCUUUCCGACUGUUCUCCUCACCAAUCUCCCUCAAUUCGCAAUCUCCAUUCUACUUUUCCUCUUCGCACAAGCGCUAUUCGUACAUCACGUGGAAGUUGUCGGGAGCGAUGGAUCGAAAAGACCUUUCGAGUAUAUGGAUUUGGGAUACAAUCCUCUGGGAAUCUUAACCUCGUUGGUAUUUGGUGGCGGUAUGCUAGGAAUUUUGAUGGCGAGUGGACUGUGGAGGUUGAGUGGGGGUCAGCUGGUUGGUAGCGAGAGCAUGGACAUUGCGGCGGCUUGUAAGAAUAGUUCAUGA
Messenger RNA from Sclerotinia borealis F-4128, 2658 nucleotides. The record is from the annotation of a GenBank genome assembly. Lineage: Eukaryota; Fungi; Ascomycota; Leotiomycetes; Helotiales; Sclerotiniaceae.